Messenger RNA from Prorocentrum cordatum, 1719 nucleotides. Lineage: Eukaryota; Dinophyceae; Prorocentrales; Prorocentraceae. The record is from the annotation of a GenBank genome assembly.
AUGCGGCCGCCGCGCUGGGCGGCCCUCCUCGCCCUCACCGGCGGGGCCGCGGGCGCCCAGCUCGUCGAGGGCGCGGCGGGGCGACCGCGCCGCGCGGCGCUCGUCGUGUCGCACGACGGAAAGGUGGCGGGAAGGCGCGCCGGCGCCGCUGCCGUCCGCCCCGCCCCGCCGCCGCACGCCCACGCGGGCAGGGGGGGGCUCAUGCGCUCGGAGCGCCAGCGGGCGAACGACGCCCUGAGCUUCGCCUCGACGGCUCCGGCGGCCUCGCUCCUGGUGACCCCUGCAGCGGACGAGACCUGGCGGCUCCUGGCGAGCCCCGCCAUCUCGGUCAUGGCAGCUCCAGCGCCGCCGCCGCCUGCGCCCCCUGCGCCGCCACCGCUCCCGGCACCACCGCCGCUGGCUGCGGCGCCUCCGCCAGCGCCGCCGCCACUGCCGCCGCCUGCGCCGGCACCGCCGCCCCUGCCGCCCGCCUCGGGCGCGGCCGCCCCUGCCGCGGCGGCGCUGCCCGCGGCCCCCGCGCUGGCACCGGCGCCGCUGCCGCCGCCCGCGGCGCCCGCGCCCGCGGCCCCCGCGCCGCUGCCGCCGGUGGCCGUAGCGGGGCCGCUGGCGCCCUCGCCGCCGCCUCCGCCGGUCCUGGCGCCAGCUCUGGCGCCUCCGGCCCCAGCGCCGCCGCCAGCUGCAGCGGCGCCGGCGGUUGCGCCUGCGCCCGUCGUGACCGCUGCUGCGACCGCCACGGACGUGUGCGGCUGGGGCCCGUGGCAGGCGUGCUCCGAGAUCUGCGGAGGGGGCAGGCAGGUGCGGCGGAGGGACGCCAAUUGCCCUGGCCCCGUCAUCGACUUCCAGGACUGCAACAAGCACCCGUGUCCCGUCGACUGCAUCUGGGGGAACUGGUCUGCCUGGUCCUCGUGCGACGCCACCUGCGGCGGGGGCAAGCAGAGCAGGACGCGGCCCGAGAGGACGGAGGCUGCUUUCGGAGGCAAGCAGUGCAUCGGCUCCAGCAAAGAGACGAGAGACUGCGGCCUGACCCCAUGCCCCGUUGACUGCGAGUGGACGGAAUGGAGCCUCUGGUCCAAUUGCUCGAAGGAUUGCGGUGGCGGCUCCAAGGAGCGGGCCCGUGACGUGAAGGUCAAGGCCGAGAACAGUGGCAGGGAGUGCACGGGCGAUGCUCAGGAGCAGGACGCCUGCAACGCCCAGCCUUGCCCUGUGGACUGCGCCUGGGAAGAGUGGGCUGCGUGGUCAGACUGCACGGUGACCUGCGGCAACGGCACUACCCAGCGCGGCCGGGCGAUCGCGGUGCAGCAGGUGGGCACGGGCAAGCCUUGCGAGGGCGAGGCGUUGGAGACCGACUUCUGCAACACGGACCCGUGCGCGGUGAACUGCAAGUGGGACGGCUGGGCCGCUUGGUCCACGUGCACCAAGACGUGUGGAGGUGGCCUGCGAGUGCGCGCGAGAGUAAAGCUGCAAGACGCGCAGUUCGGCGGCGAGGACUGUUCUGGAAACGCCAGCGAGCAGGGCGAUUGCUCCUCCAACCUGUGCCCCGUCGACUGCGUCUGGGAGGAGUGGGGGGCCUGGGGCGGCUGCUCGAAGUCCUGCGGCGACGGGUCGAAGCGCCGGACCCGGGGCCAGAAGUCAGCGGAAGGUGGCGGCAAGCCGUGCAUAGGGCCGGACACCGAGAGCCAGAAGUGCGGGGAGCCUUGCAAGGCGCAGGCGCACAAGUGA